Spodoptera frugiperda (fall armyworm) is the source of this 3211-nucleotide messenger RNA. RefSeq names its product ecdysone oxidase. Lineage: Eukaryota; Metazoa; Arthropoda; Insecta; Lepidoptera; Noctuidae. Gene Ontology annotation, molecular function: ecdysone oxidase activity; flavin adenine dinucleotide binding. The record is from RefSeq and is a predicted model, not a curated record. The transcript has 4 exons. The coding region runs from base 132 to 1871 and encodes 579 amino acids.
AACAGAAUGACCGUAAAAUAUUUCAUUUACUUAGUAAAUCCUAUACGUUCAGUCGUAAGUCAUUGCGAUUUAAAAAUAAUGUAUCGACUUUGAUUUAAUAUUACUGUUGAAAUCAAUUUAUAUCAAGAACAAUGAAUGCUGCUGCCGCUUUCAAGACAGUGGAGAUUUUGCAAAAUGCAUUUAGAAUAUUGGCAUAUUUGCAUCUCACAGACUAUUUGUGGCCACAUCAGGCUACCGUUCAUGAUGGACCUAGUUACGACUUUAUAGUGGUCGGCGGUGGUACAGCAGGAAGUGUCAUUGCUAACAGACUCUCAGAAAUCGAGCACAUCAAUGUUCUACUCAUCGAAGCUGGUGGUAAUCCUCCUUUUGAAUCAGAUCUUCCUGGUGUUCCAAUUCUUAUGGAAAAAUCUCGCUACGAUUGGAACUAUACAGCAGGACUCGACGGAUUUGAUGAAUCUUGUCGUCUCAAGCCUUCUUACGAAGUAAUUCUGGGGAAAAUGUUAGGUGGUACCAGCUCCAUGAAUUACAUGAUUUAUAAUAGAGGAAAGCCUAAAGACUACGACUCUUGGGCUGAAAUAUCUAACGAUGCUACAUGGAAAUGGGAAAAUGUCUUACCAUAUUUUAUAAAAUCUUCCAAAAUAAAAGACGCAAAAAUUCUUCAGUCAGUUGACAAAAAAUAUUAUGGAACUGAUGGAUUACUACAAAUUACUAGAGAUCGCCGCGAAGGAAUAGACACAUUUUUAGAUGCCUACCGGGAACUUGGACAUGAUACAUUCCUCGAUUUCAAUGAAAAUAACAUUUUAGGUUUUUCUCCGCACAUGUUUAUGAUAGCCGACAGAUCCCGCCAAAGUUCGGCUUACGCAUUCCUAUCGCCAAUUAAAAAUCGGCGCAACCUUCAUGUAUUGAAAAAUACACUCGUAACUAAAAUCUUGUUUGACAAAAAUAAAAAAGCUGUCGGUGUAGAAGUUCUUACUGAAGAUCGUAAAACGAUGACAUUGAAAGCUAAAAAAGAAGUUAUUGUAUCGGCUGGAGUAAUGAAUACUCCUAAACUGCUAAUGUUGUCAGGUGUUGGGCCAGAGGAACAUCUGAAAGGGAAAAACAUUGAGGUGGUUUCAAAUUUACCUGUAGGAGAAAAUCUACAAGAGCAUAUGAGUGCUGUUAUAGUCGUCAAUAUGGAAACAAUAAUUGAUCCGCCAGAACCCAGUCCUUAUGAAAUGCCUGGAUUCUCGUUUUCAGGCUAUGUAUCAGUGAAUCAAUCUUCUAACAAUCCUGAUUACCAGCAAACUACGUAUGUAACUACGCCAGAAGUUAUAUUAUACUACUGCACUUUUACAUUCCAAUUAAGUGAUGAAGUUUGCAACAAUAUCUUUAAACAAAAUGUUAAAAGACUUCAAGCGAUUAAUUUUAUAAUUAAUAUUAAUCCAAAAUCACGAGGAAAAGUCCUCUUGAAAAGUGCUAAUCCUGAAGACCCUCCAGUUAUUAAUACUGGAUUCUUUUCAAAUAAGGACGAUAUUGAAGAUCUAGUAGAUUAUGUAUUAGACUAUCUUAAGGUGUUGAAUACGACGUAUUUAACGAACAUUGGUGCAGAGUUAGUUGAAGCAAUUCCUAGAUGUAAUGAAUUUGGGAAGGAAACAAGAGAGUUCUGGCGUUGUUACAUUCCGUGUGUGUCUGCUGGGCUUAGUCAACUGACCAGUACAUGUCCCAUGGGCACUGUUGUUGAUGGCAGGUUGCGAGUCCAUGGUGUGAAAGGUCUGCGUGUAGCUGAUGCCAGUGUGAUGCCCACAAUAACUAGAGGGAAUCCAAUGGCUGCUGUUAUAAUGAUUGGCGAAAAAGUAUCCGAUAUGAUAAAACAGGACAAUAAUUUGAUUUAAAAUUUGUAUUAGUCGUUAAAUAAAAAAUUAAAUUAAAAAUUAAAAAAACCCCCGACAUAAAAACUUAAUUUCCCUUUAAAAAGUAAAAAAUAAUAAAAGAAACUUAAUCUUAAAGUACCUAAGAAUGUACUAAUAAUUCUAAAAAAAAAAAAUACGUCGCGUUGGGGGACCGCUCCUAAUUAUUUCUUACUUAUCUACGAAAAUAGAAAUAUAGCGGCGCGGGCGGCGGUGUACAGUCCGUAUGAAUGCGGUCCCCCAACGAGACGUAUUUUUUUUUUAGAAUUAUUAGUACAUUCUUAGGUACUUUAAGAUUAAGUUUCUUUUAUUAUUUUUUACUUUUUAAAGGGAAAUUAAGUUUUUAUGUCGGGGGUUUUUUAAAUUUUUAAUUUAAUUUUUUAUUUUAUACUUUUUAUAGGUAGGUUAGGUUAAGUUAGGCUUAGUACAUUACAUAUAACGGGUGUCCCAACAAGAACGCAAGAUUUAAAUUUGGCGGCAUUCGAAGUGUCAUUGUUUGACAUUUGAACAAGUGUUGUUGUUAGUUAGUAUAAGGUACGAGGUUACUAAAAAUGGAGCGCUACACGAUUGAAAAUGAGGCAGGUCAAGCGCAAACAGUCAAUGAUGGUGUUCGGUAUCGUAAAAUCAUAACCAGUUUUUUCGUACCUCGAAUGGAAGAAAUGGAUUUGGAGGGCAUGUGAUUUCAACAAGAUGGCGCCACAUGUCAUACAGCCAGAGAAACAAUUAAAUUGCUGUAUCAGUCAUGUCCCGGUCGUGUUAUUUCACGUUUUCGAGACCAGAAUUGGCCGCCUAGAUCAUGUGAUUUAUCAACAUUACACUUUUUUCUUUUGGGUUUCUUAAAGUCGAUGGUUUAUGAGAAUAAGCCGACGACGACUCAAGCCUUAAAAGGAAAUUGGACGCUGUAUUAAUGAAAUACCGCAGCAUUUAUGUAAAACGGUCAAUGAAAAUUUCGUCAAAAGAUCGCAUAUGUACCGCAAAGCCGCGGCGGCCAUCUGCCCGAUGUAUUGUUCCAUAGAUAACCUCAUCCUCUCUACUUUACGACAUUAUAAAGUUUUCACGAUUUUUUUUUAAAUAUCUGCGUUUUAUCUAAAAUUUAAAUCUUGCGUUCUUGUUGGGACACCCUAUACUUACUAUAAUUUCGAUUCUUGUUAAGGUAAAGAUUACAUCUAAGGUCAAGCUCGUUCGCUUUUAUUUAUUUAUUUUUUGACUUAUUAAUUACUAGUUUUUGUUUAAGUAGGCUAAAGAUUACAUUGGUGCAAGAUUUUUUAUAAAAAAACGUUAAAUUAAAAAUUGUAUAUUUUUGUUAUUAAAUUUUUAAUUUAUUU